Messenger RNA from Stegodyphus dumicola, 1950 nucleotides. RefSeq lists its product as uncharacterized. Gene Ontology annotation, biological process: intracellular signal transduction. Lineage: Eukaryota; Metazoa; Arthropoda; Arachnida; Araneae; Eresidae. The record is from RefSeq and is a predicted model, not a curated record.
CCUUGUCUUUAUACCUUUCUGAAUUUAUUUAGCUGUAAAUUGUUUUUACUGGUGCUUGUACUCCAUCGAGUUGAGUACGUAGGAGAAGUAUUUAAGGAAAAGGGAGAAAUACAGACUUUUAAAGAUGAAUUAUCAUUGGCUAAUUGAUGCUACAUCGUUGGAAUUCUUGGACUUGUCUGCUUGCGAGUUUCAUGAAAAGCCAAAUACGGCGCUAAUUUCUGCACUGGAUUUAUGCGUAACCCCUCGAAGGUAUUCCUAUUUACCCUUUAUACAGGAUCGGGAGCAUUUAAUUGAGCACUGGAGAGUAAUGGAUGCAUUAAGGGAAAACGUUUCUUCCUCUCGUAAAACUGAUACAGCACUUUCCUCCCCAAUCAAAUUAAUUGAAGUUCUUAUUCUAUCGGAGCAAGCCGAUCCUGUCUUAGAUGCUUUGACGACCUGCUUUUUCAGCGAUUAUUCUAGGAACGUAAUGGAAAGAUUGUCAGCAUACUGGGAAACGGAAACAAUCAGAGUCUAUUUAGAACACGUGAAGAUGUAUUUUCACAGCACAGAAAAAUCGUUAUUUGCAUUUCCUGCUUUCUUCGAUCAUGAUCCGAAUAUCAUAACAUUCGAGAAACCUUGUAUAACUUGCAACAGAAGAGAAAAGUCAUUGUUCAUGAAGGCAGCAAUGAAGAAAAUAGCAACUGAAUUAAUAAAAAUGAUGCAGGAUAAGGAUUGUACAGAUUCCCUUCUUGUUGCGGAAGUGUUUGAUGCACUGUGCUUUUCGUGGAUGAGUGAGUUUUUCUUCAGAUACGAAGCUAGAAGAAUGGAUUAUAUUUUUCAUCAUUUGAAAAAAGCAAACUAUUUUUAUUUUACUCAUAUUGUGGAUAUUCUUCAGAAAGAUGGACAAUAUAACGUAUUGCUUCGAAGCAGUCCAGACCACUUGUUGGUGCUCCUCAAAUACGGAAUUGAGAUUAAAUACAGCCCAAUCUUAAGACCUUAUCGAUUUUAUCAGUUUCAUUCAACGGAGCAGCUAGAGCUAAACUGGGGAAGAAUUCCUGCCUUUUUGCGAAGACGAUGGAUAAAUCUAAGACCAAGAGAAGCUGUUAUUGUCGAAAUUUUUACUAAUUUGUAUGGCUGGAGUGUUUCACAUUUUGCUGUUUACUUGAACAGUCUAUGCCUGAUAUGGAGAUCCGUUCCAGACACCUUCCUUUCGUACGAGGAAAUGAAAAGUUUUCUGCUGAGACAUGUUGACACCAAGGCUGUGGAGCAAAUUUGCAACGAACUUCAAAAUCGUGAGUACCACAGUUUUAACAUGAUCCAUCAACCAAGAACGCUGUCGCAUUAUUCCCGGUGUGUGUUGAGGGAUACUCUGAUGUGCAAUUCACAGUUGCCAGAGGGGAUUGAACAACUUCCUCUGCCUAAACGAUUACAAUCUUAUCUGAGACUCGAAUUUUAGUUUCUGUAUGAAUGCAAGGUUUUUCUUCUACAUUUCUCAUAAAAAUAUGAAAUGAAAUUUGAAAAAAAAUCGUAAAUUUCUCAUUCCAAAAAAAUGCACAUAUGAUGUAUGAAAUUUUAUUGCAAUUGAAAAAAAAAAAAAAAAAAAAAAAAAACUUAAUCUAGGUCUCCACUUUGUUCACAAAAGUGUUCACCAGGCCUUUAUUUUUGUAACCAUUGGCCUUCACUUAUUUGUAACAUAUACGUAGAAGCACAAAAAUUUUUUAAUUGAGAAAAAUAUUAAUGCUAUAGAGUUUUAAAAAUUUAGAAAAUCAGUUUUGUUAGAUUUAUUAAUUAAUUAUUUUUUAUAAAGCCUCAUUGUAUCUAUACUUAUAUUUUGUUAUAUGUAUAUGAACUUCACAAAAUGCCGUUGUUCUAUACUGCUUGCAGUAAACUUAAGAAUUGUUUGCAGAGUUUAUUUUCAUGAAAGCAUACAUUUAAAGCUAUAAUGAUGUCAGUAAAGUACUAUAAUUGGUA